Panicum virgatum (switchgrass) is the source of this 1201-nucleotide messenger RNA. RefSeq lists its product as uncharacterized. Bases 756 to 1190 code for a protein of 144 amino acids. The transcript has 5 exons. The record is from RefSeq and is a predicted model, not a curated record. Lineage: Eukaryota; Viridiplantae; Streptophyta; Magnoliopsida; Poales; Poaceae.
UUCCAGAGUCCUUCACACCAGUUUUCUAUCCGUAAUCGCAGAGCCACCGCUGAGCAUCCGCCCUCCCUCACUUGCGACUGCCGCCGAGCGUCCUCCCUCCCUGGAUGAUCUCCAAACACGUGUCCCGACCGCCGCCGAUCCUGGAUCGCAGAGCCGCCGAGCUUCCUCCCUCCCUCGCUUGCGUACGCCGCCGAGCUUCCUCCCUCCCUGGUCGAGCUCCAAACCCGCGUCCCGACCGCUGCCGAACCCACGCAGAUCGCACCCCCUAGCUUCGGCGUGUCGAGCUCCACCCUCGCGACGGGUCGCUGCGCCAAGCGUCGGCACGUCGGACGCGGCCCAAACAGAGGCCGCGCCUAGCAUCGGUGCAGGGGCACCUCGCCCACGGAUCAAGACAUACUUGCCCUUGGUGAGUGGUGGUCGUGAACCCUAACCUCAUGUUUUUUUUCUGCAACAGGCCUACGUGUUUCAUUCGCCAUCACUGGCCGAACAUGCUCUUGGACGGACGCUAUGCGACCUCGCGCUCUUGGACGAGGGAGCCAUCAAUUGCGGCAGCUGCGCCAUUCUCCGGAAGACGGACGUCCACGCCCGCGACAACGCCGACGAACACAGUCUACGUCGAUGGCGCGACGCGGCGGCUGCGAGCAUCGUGUUCCUCUUGGGGAUAUAAGCAACACACAGAAUCGGAAAACUGGUUCUAAUAAAAGGUCAAGAGAAUUGGAAGGCGGCGGCAAAAAGCAAGAGAACAUUAUGCGAAUAUGCCGCUAGAGAAGAAAGCAGAACUUAAUGCAAAGAAAAGAGAAAACUAUCAUCGACGACAAGCAGAGAAACGAUCAAUAGAUAUGACAGAUACACCUCAGUCUGGAGUGUUACAUGUUCAUGAAGUUCCUUGUUUGAUGGAUACACCUCCGUCGGUAGUGUUCCACAUUUCUGGGAGUGCUGGAAUGUCAUGCACUCCAUCUUCGGCGCUGUUGCAUGUGGAUGGAACUACAAUUUUCAGUUGGACUAUGGGUGUGGCUGCAAGUGAGCAAGAACACGUGCUCAGUAGUCAACAUCCAGCAGGGUUGACAGAUACACCCCGAUCAGGAGUGGUACAACUUGAUAGAAUCUCAUCUUUCAUGGAAACACCUCCACUACUAGAAAACGGGCCUUGGGCACCGGCUGAGAAAGGCCACGCUGCCACACUGACGUAAGGUGGCAGCCC